AUGAGAAUCGAGUAUUUAAUGAAAAAAAAUUAGCAGUGAUUUUAGAGAAACUCAAUCUUAAAAAAAGAAAAUUUUUACAUAGAUUGACUGGGUAAGAAUUAGUCAGGAACCAAAUUCACCGGUUGCCUCAUCCUCUUUGCAAGAUGGAAGGCAGGAAAAGGACACACUCCGAUGCGGGUGAAAGUGUGAAUAGUCCAACGCCACACGACAGUGACACUGAAAAGUCAACAACUACAUUAGAGAGUUCAACAACUACAUCAUCAUCUGAACCUUCGAGCAAAAAUGAUUCAUUUUUUCCAAAUAGCACUUCCAAAUGGAGGCGAUCUGAUGUAGACAAAUUGGGAAUAAAACUCUUGUACAGGGCUUGUGCGAUGGACGUUGUAUAUGAAUGGGGGCUAUAUAAAAUGUUUAGAAAGGAUGUAGUUUCAGAAGAAUUGAAUACUGUGGAGGAAAUUUUAUAUGUGUGUAAUUCAAUUGAAGCGGAUUUCACAUCGUUUGAAGAAUUACAGAGAAAGUUUAUUGAAAAUCCCGCGAUAUGUAAUGAAUUCCUUCCAACAGAAAAGAUGCCCAAUGGUAUUGGAUUAUGUUCAUCCCGCUUUGAGGAGUUUCAACAAAAAUUGGAACUUGUUUUAAGAGAGGAAAUUGAAGUGAACGAUUCUGUCUCAGAAUCCAACUUUCAAACUUUAUUUGAGGACUUUCUCAAAAUAUGUGGCAUAAUCACCAGGCACCAACCUGAUAUUGCUAUAAAAAAGAUGAAGGUCAAGGGUGAAAUUGUUUCUUCAGCACCAGAUAUAUUAUGCUAUGGUUUGGAGGGGAGAGUUUUAUGUGUUGUAGAGGUUAAAAAGAACAUAAAAGGUGAAGAUACAUAUGGUAGUCCUGUAAUCAAGAAAACAUGCCAUGCAUCUUCUGAAGUAGAUCCCGGCCUACCAGAUGCCCUUCUUGCUCAACAUAUAGGAGAACUGUUGGCCUAUCUUGACAAAUCAGUGACACAUAUGGAUCUUUGUGGAAGUGUUGGUAGAGAUAUUCUUGGAUUUACGGUUGAAAAAACACAAGUGACUGUUACACAUCUAGAGUUAACUGAACUCAGCUGGGAAAAAAUUCAAAAUACCACCAGAAAGGGAUCACUUAAGCAUGUGGAGAAACCGGUUCUUCACUACAGUCGACAAUAUGACUUUUUGAAAAAAUCGGAUAGACAAGAAUUGUUUAAGGUUAUUCUCCAUAUAAAAUUAAUGCAUUUUGUUCAUGAAAAAGUAGCAGGGCAGAGAAAAACUAAGGGGACAACUAACAUCCUGUCUAAAAAAAGAUUUUGACAAAUCACCAUCAUUAAUGCUGUAUUGAAAUAGACAAGAGGUAUUUUUUGGAGUAUUUCAACCAAAGAGUAGGUCUGGGUGACCUAUGUUUGAAAUUUUUUGGUUGUAUUUAGAUAUUUCAGAUACCACCUGUAUCUGAAGUAAUUUGUAUUAAUUUCCUGACCCGAAUUGUUAGAACUUUUAUAUGAUAUGUUUCUUAUAUAAUAUAAGAUUGUAAAUUGUUCAAAUCAUAGUCCUCGGGUGUAGGCUUGGAUCACAAAAUAGGGCUGAUUUUAAGGGGGGAAAUGUCUCUGACUAAAAAUUCCACAGAAAGGGAUAAUAAAAAAAUGAAAUCUGAUGAAAAACUACAACAGAACCAUUGAUUUGCAACAACCCAUUUUCAUCUCAAGAACCACCGAGCCAAUUUCAACCAAAGUUGCACAAAGUAUCCCUGGGUAAAGGGUAUUCAAUUUUAUACAAAUGAAGGGCCAUGCCCUUCUUCCAAGGAAAGAUAAUUAUGAAUAAGUGAAAAAUUAAUGGCAUCAUUUAAGAACCUUCUUCUCAAAAACAACUGUGCUAGAAAAUAUGAAACUUACGUGGAAUCAUCCUCAGGCAGUGUGGAUUCAAGUUUGUUCAAUUCAUGACCCCCUGGGGUUGGAUGGGGCCACAAUGGGUGAUCAAAG
Molecule: messenger RNA, 1972 nt
Organism: Saccostrea cuccullata (small rock oyster)
Lineage: Eukaryota; Metazoa; Mollusca; Bivalvia; Ostreida; Ostreidae
Exons: 6
Coding region: 144-1310 (388 amino acids)
Source: RefSeq, a predicted model, not a curated record